AUGAAACAUAAAAGCCUUACAAAUCUGACAUAAAAUCCUUUGUUUUUCCAAUCCAAAAAACACUAACAUGUUUAUGCCCAUUACCACACAGCCUGUACACUAGACACUCACACUCCUCCUUGAAACUGCAUACCAAGCCCACAUUCUUCUUACAUAAAAAUCCAAUCAAAACCCAUGUGAAUUCCUUCUUUUUAAUCAUUCAUUCAGCUUGCUAUUCCAUCACCAUCACCAUAAUCAUUAUCUUCAUUCUUCUUCCAACAAAUUUUAAAGAUUCCUAUAGGGUUUUUCAAUCUCCAUUAUGUGGGAUUCGGAGUCUGAGUCAUAUACCGGUAGAGACUACGAUAAUGGUGUCCUUGCUUCAAAGCAACACGGAGUCCAGACUGAUCGCUUUGAACAACGUGGCAAAUCUUGGUUUGUUGCAACUGAUGUUCCAAGUGAUUUCUUGGUUCAAAUUGGUGAUGUUAAUUUCCAUUUGCAUAAGUAUCCCCUGAUAUCAAGAAGUGGAAAAAUGAACAGAAUCAUAUAUGAUUCAAGAGAAAUAGAGUUAAGCAAGAUAGCAUUGGAUGAAAUACCAGGAGGUGCAGAAGCUUUCGAGCUAGCUGCGAAAUUCUGCUAUGGAAUAGCUGUUGAUCUCACAGCAACCAACAUCUCUGGGCUUCGUUGUGCAGCCGAGUAUCUUGAAAUGACUGAAGAUUUAGAAGAAGGGAAUCUCAUCUUCAAAACUGAAGCUUUUCUUAGUUAUGUAGUUUUAUCAUCAUGGAGAGAUUCUAUUUUAGUACUAAAAAGUUGUGAACAGUUAUCACCUUGGGCUGAAAAUUUACAAAUAGUUAGAAGGUGUAGUGAGUCUAUUGCAUGGAAAGCAUGUGCUAACCCGAAAGGUAUUCGUUGGCAGUACACUGGAAAGCCCAUAAAGGCUUCUAGCCCGAGUUGGAAUGAGAUGAAGGAGUCUAGCCCGAGUAGGAGCCCGGUUCCUCCUGAUUGGUGGUAUGAAGAUGUUUCUAUUCUCCGAAUUGAUCAUUUUGUUCGUGUGAUCACCGCGAUUAAAGUGAAAGGAAUGCGGUAUGAGUUGGUUGGAGCUGCCAUUACACACUAUGCAGCUAAAUCUCUUCCGGGUUUGAUCAAAGAGGGGAGUAGUUCGAGUGAAGAAGGGGGUACGAGUGGCGGUGGGAUGGGGAUUUCGACUAACUGGAAAGGAGGUUUACAUAUGAUAGUAUCAGGAUCUAAAGAUGAUCUUUCUUCGAUAACUCAAACGAGAGAUCAAAGAAUGAUCAUAGAGAGUCUCAUUAGCAUAAUUCCGCCACAAAAAGAUAGUGUUUCGUGUAACUUCCUUCUUAGGUUGUUAAGAAUGGCAAACUUAUUAAAGGUGGCUCCAGCUCUUGUGACAGAACUGGAGAAACGGGUCGGUAUGCAAUUUGAACAGGCUACUUUGGCUGAUCUUUUGAUCCCUUGUUAUAGUAAAACCGAUACUAUGUAUGAUGUUGAUCUUGUUCAAAGACUUUUAGAACAUUUUUUGAUACAAGAACAAAUGGAAAUGUCGAGUCCAGGACGUCAGUCAACGUCUGAUAAGCAUAUGUAUGAAGGAAUUCAAAGAAGUAAUAACUCGAAUGCAAAAAUGAGAGUCGCGAGACUUGUUGAUAGCUACCUUACUGAGGUCUCGAGAGAUAAAAGUCUUUCUUUGACCAAGUUUCAAGUCCUUGCCGAGGCAUUGCCCGAAUCAGCAAGGAGCUGCGAUGAUGGAUUGUAUAGGGCGAUUGAUUCAUAUCUGAAGGCUCAUCCAACUCUUUCGGAACAUGAACGAAAAAGACUAUGCAGAGUCAUGGACUGCCAAAAGCUUUCAAUGGACGCAUGUAUGCACGCUGCACAGAACGAGAGGCUACCACUGAGAGUCGUGGUGCAGGUUCUGUUCUCAGAACAGGUCAAAAUCAGCAACGCGAUAGCAAGCAGCUCAAUUAAAGAUGCAGGUGAUUCGCACUACCAACCAAUGGUUCAAAACAGGAAAACAUUACUAGAAGGAACUCCACAAUCGUUUCAAGAAGGAUGGGCUGCAGCUAAAAAGGACAUUAAUACACUUAAAUUCGAGUUAGAAACAGUGAAGACGAAGUAUUUGGAACUGCAACACGAUAUGGAGAACUUGCAACGACAGUUUGAUAAAGUCACUAAACCAAAACAGCAAUCAGCUUGGUCGAGUGGAUGGAAAAAGCUGAGUAAGAUGACCAAGAUGAACACGUUGGAGAAUAACGAAAAUGGGAGUCAGGCUAAUGCAGCACAAACAAGAAAGCCACCAAGGAGAUGGAGGAAUUCGAUUUCAUAAAACACAUAUUAUAAGUUAGAAAUCAGAUAGACAGGGGAAUGUUCAGAAAAUAUGCAUACAAGUCUGAAAUUGAUCCAUCUUUCGUUUUUUUCUACUCGUAGGAAUUGUGUUCUUCAUAUGAUUACUUUUAUCUUGUUGUGUUUGGUAUUCAUUUCAUUCUUGUAUAUUUUAAACUUUUAUCAGUUUUAAAUCUAAGUUAAUCUAUGGUUAUGUA
This is a messenger RNA of Erigeron canadensis, 2525 nucleotides long. Its product is annotated as root phototropism protein 3-like. The transcript is spliced from 4 exons. The record is from RefSeq and is a predicted model, not a curated record. The coding region runs from base 299 to 2311 and encodes 670 amino acids. Lineage: Eukaryota; Viridiplantae; Streptophyta; Magnoliopsida; Asterales; Asteraceae. Gene Ontology annotation, molecular function: protein binding.